AUGUCGCUCAAGACGGUACAUACGGUUCAAUCGCCGUGGUUCUAUCCAGUAGGAAAUACGUCGCCCGUUUGCUUUACGCAAAAUCUUCCACCCGAAGAAGACGCAGAUUUGUUGCUAUUAGGUUGUGGAGACAUUCGAAGUGUUCUGUUUACCGCCUACAGCGAAGACGCAUCAAGCAUGUAUACAAUCUUACAUUCAUCACUGGCAAAUACACUGACAAUGGCCUACUUAGAUACUCGCACGCUUGACUUCACGUGUUGCGACCUUGAAGCAGAGAUCAUUGCCCGCAAUAUCCUGGCGCUAUCCAUAAUUGUCGAUGACACCGAGGGCGAGCGCAUACUGCAGCUUUGGAACAUCUACUACCAUGUAUUCCUUGACACAGAGUCCGCAGCACUUUUGCACUCCCAGGCUCAGAAGCUCCUAUCUACCGCUGGCUCGAUGCAAGCUUGGACGAACGGUCCUUAUGGCAGGCUGAUCCGAUUUUGCGACAGCGCUACACUCGAAGCUAUGGCGAAGCGGUGGGCCUCCUUCGCCUUGACUCCGGCAACAGGAGAGUCCUAUAGGGCUAUGCAAGCAAAGCUUCGAAAGAGCUGGGCAGCCUCCAAGCGGUACAAAGAGGAGUCCAGGUCUGGAGACGGUAGCAUGAUUGACACCAUCCGUUCUGCGGCCCCGCUGAUAUCCGCUGGAUAUAAAGAUAACGUCGAUCACUCUCGAAUAUUCUGGCGGACAGGCACAUGUAUCGAAGACAAAGAGGCUGUUGAAAAGCUCACGGUAGCUAAUCCGAUGUUCUCUGUACAACGCAGCCCUCUUACUCUACACUAUGCCACCAAUCCAUUAGCAAGCUAUUAUCUUGCGCUCACGUAUGCUCGUCUAGCCCCAGGCUCACCAAUGAAGAGUGCAGCUACCGGAUCUACGGCAGACGAGCGAAGGCGUAAGUCAACGCAAGUUGCAAUCACUCAGUUGUCACACUGGUGUACCGCAUUCCGCGCUGUUUUGCCGCGUGUGACCAUUCGAUAUACUGUUUCUGACGCGCUCGCCUUCUGCCACGUUCUCCAGUACCAGCAGCAGCAUGGAGAGUCGAAAUCAGCGCACUGGUAUCGGACCACGUGGACCUACGACCCUCUGAUUCUGGAUGGCCCCGAUUACGACAAGAAGGGCGAUGCUCCAACAGCGUUCCACGUGAUUGACACUUCCAAUCUGAUAGAUCAUCUCGGCUGCUUGAAUCUGUUGACCGGAACGGCAGCCCUGCUCGUUCGGAAACCAUGGUGCACUAUUCGCACGGAGAUGUUGAAUCCUCGUGAAGGCAAUCUUCCAGAUACCAUCGGAUCAGCCUUGUGCGGAGAUCUCCCAACUGUGGCACUGCUAUUAGGAUUGAACCCCGUCCAAUAUUGGUCGAAUGCGACUGCUACUUGGCAAUUCCCUAGACUCGGGCCGUCAGAAUUAUCCGAAGGCCUGGCUGAAGAUUUCCAAGCAGCAAUGUCCCGACCGAUUAUUCUCUGGAAACCUGUAGACAUCACUCUAGUGCGGUACGAACCCGAUGUGCUUGCCAAAUUUCUUCUAACGAUCUAUUUGGAAAUGUUCCAGGAUGAGAGCUGGAGCAAGCAGUUUUCCACGCUAGGCAUCAAAGACCAGAAAAAGUUUCAGCGAAAGAUGUUUGCAUAUGGAGUCUAUACCCGUGCAAGUUUCGUGGUUCUACUUCGAGCGAUCAAGGGAGGCAAUACUAUGGAUUGGAACCGGUUCAUGACUGUCUUGAUCGAACAGGGUGUCUUGAUGGACAGCACACUCGACAUGGGACCGCACCAUGUACAAUCAUUAUUGACUCACCUAGACGUGCUUUCUGUUUGGCUACCAAAUCCCUAUUGGUGGCAGCCUUGUUCCUUUCCACAUUAUCUCAAGGGUGCAUUCAGGAAUUGGGAGAACAUACCGGCGACCCUGUGUGUCACGCUCGUAGUACCUCAUACCGCAGUCGCCAUGUUUGGCGACGUCCAGGCUAGUGGAACUCCCCUAUGCAACCUGCAACUCCACUCCUCUACGUCUUCAAAAGAGGCGAUCCUUCCGGACAUGCAGCUCGGUUUUGGUCGUGCUGAAGCCAGUGGUAAAGCAUACACGAACGAGUACGCGCUGACCAUACAUGAUGAUCCCAAGGGAUGGAAGGGUAAAUCUCCACUUAUUGUGUCUGCUAUGGUAUCUACUCGCUGCUUGGUCGAUGGGGGCGACCGAAAAUGCCAUGUGGUAUAUGCACUGAAAAGCACGCCAGCAUCGACGACACGCUUCUUGACCAUACUAGGCGCCAGGUUGCAGAUUCAUCGAUCGGCCGUUGGCAAGAAAGACGUCUUCAUCACGCGAUACCGGCCAAACAUGUCUGGUCAUGUUGUGACCGCCAUGACGGCCACUUCCUCGCGCGAAGAAGAGGUCUCGUCACCCCAAGGCUCAUCGAAUCCAUCGUCGGCUGCAGCGAAGAGCGUUGUGAUCUACCCUGUGUUCAACAAGCAAGCAAGCAAGAUCAAUGCACUACGCAUCCGGUUCACUAUCGUGUCCGAAGAGGCUAAAGUGUUCUUACAGCAGGGCGGAGAAGUGGUGUGGAAGACGGCUACGCCAUACACGCUGAUCCUGACAAUCGGCAGGAACUUCCAGCAGACCUUGUUGCUCCCUCUGCCUCUCAGCACUGAGUCAUCCAAGACGAGAAUUGCUCGCAAGUCAUUGUGGAUUGAAUAUACGGCGCCGGUGGUCGAUGUCAAGUCGUUGAGUUCACGACCUGACUUUAUGUUUCGCAUGUCAGUGGACAAGGAAUCCCGACCCUAUCUCGAGACUCUACACUAUCUUCGGGUUGACUCGCUUCCCAAACUGUACGCCGAUCCGAGGCCUUCAGAAGUUGGUUGGCUCAAGGCUGUUGUUUCGCCCAAGAUCACAAUGUCGUCCUCGGAAUUCAAGCAAUACGAGAUGAUGCUCGCUGUCGGCGCCAUCCAUAUCCCCGGUCAUCUCGGCAUCAAAGAGUCUCUACAAUCCACGUGUGCGCACAUGUUCGGUCUCGAUGGGACUAGUCGCGGACAUGUCUUCCAAUUCUGCACGCCCACCACCUUCUUCGGUGUUCUCCACGUCGACUGCAUCCGCAUGGACAUUUCGAACCAGACAGUCGUCUUCGACGCCGCGCUUAUCCCACACCACUCUGGCCCGGAGAUGCAAGCCGUAGGUACGUUCUUGGCGGCCCGGGGGGAGCACGUCAUUGGCAUCCAAGUCCAGAAAGACGAGGCGGUUCUCUGGAAGCACCUGUUGCCCACUUUUGCCGAACGGUGUCGGCAGUGGAAACACAAGGAUAGCUGCGAGUAUAAGACCGCGGGACGUAUUCCCUUGUCCACACAUGACGACAAGCCAUACAUGUGCACCUGCGGCAUCGGCCUCUUUCCCGCAAACUACCUCGGCACGCGCAAAAACAGCAAGCCACUCCUCCAACACGCCGUUCGCGUCGCCAUACCCGUCAUCUUCGCCUCGCCCAUGCUAAAAGACGAGCCGGACGCCGUUACCUUUGCCUCGACCUUUCUGGCCCAAGACGGCGAGAAGAAGCAGAAGAAGAAGAAGAAGAAGGAGGAUCGGCCGGCUGGGCGUACAACAGCACCUCGUCGUGUCGAAGACUUGGGGGCCAAGAAGGAUACGUGCUUUGAGUGCGGCGCGAAGCAGGCGCAAGGUGGUGGGGUCCUGCUCCAGUGCUCAAAGUGCAAGAGGGCGCAGUAUUGCUCGGUUGGGUGUCAGAGGAAGGAUUGGAAGGCGCAUAAGCUGGUGUGUGGGCAGUUGUUGAAGGGAUAG
Messenger RNA from Plenodomus lingam JN3, 3801 nucleotides. Lineage: Eukaryota; Fungi; Ascomycota; Dothideomycetes; Pleosporales; Leptosphaeriaceae. The record is from RefSeq and is a predicted model, not a curated record.